Molecule: messenger RNA, 498 nt
Organism: Microthlaspi erraticum
Lineage: Eukaryota; Viridiplantae; Streptophyta; Magnoliopsida; Brassicales; Brassicaceae
Source: the annotation of a GenBank genome assembly
AUGUGGACCGUGAAACCGGCGCCGAUGCCGGUUCAGUUUCUAACUGGACGAACCGGAGCAGUUUCCGUGGGCGAUUCACAGCCUCCGCCGCGUAAUUACGACGGAAUCCGCCAUCGGUUCUGUAACUUCGCGACGAAGUCGCAUACAUCCGAAACCAAAUCCGUCGGCAGAUUAGGCCAACAAAUCCUACUAAGCUCCGCCGAAUCGAACCCGAGUAAACCGAUCUCCAAGGAAAAGCAGAUGAGUGGUUCCGACGUGCUAUGGGCGAUUCAGAGAGCGACGGCUCAGAGGAAGAGAUCGACCGCCGAUAAACAGAGGAAGAAGAAAAUAACAAGUGUGGAGCUGUCAUCCUCUGCGGCCGAGUCCUCUGAAGAUAACGGUGGAAGCAACGCCGUUGAUUACAGUAACGUGAGGCCGUUAAGGAUCAAGAGUGAUUGGGGACACAGAUUGGAGGAAUUUGAGAAGAUUCUCAAAGAGUUUCAAGACACGGAACUUUGA